AUGUAUAAAUAUACAAAAAAAUUUAAAUAUUUGUCACUAUGUGAAGAAAGAGUAAAAUUUCGAAAUCGACUUAUUGAUAUAAUAAAGAGAAAAGUAUUGGAUGAAAAAGAAAAACAAAGAAGAGAGCAGAUAUUUUAUGAAUUCGAAGAAGAGAUAGAACAGGAAAUAGAAGAACAGGAUAAGGAUAUAAUUAUAAAAGACGAAAAUGAGAUUUUACGAUACUAUUAUUAUUUGCUACAAGGCAUCGAUGAUGUUUACAUAGGAUCAAUAGAUAUUAAUCUUUUGAAAAAUAUACUAAACCGUAUUCCAACCAAAUGGAAAGAAAUAUAUAAAAAUACUUUAGAUGGUUUAGUGAAAGAAGUAAAAGAUGAAUAUUUAUUCAGUAUAAAGAAAGCAGUUAUAGAAUUCGUUAUAGGAGAGUCGCCGUAUCCUUUGUUAUAUGAGUUUGCCGCAAUUGAGAAGUUUCAAUUUAAAGGAGUACGAUUUUCAAAAGAACAUGAAGUUCAAUAUCAUUGGAACAGAGCAAAGAUCGAGAGAAAGCUCAUGCUAUAUCAUCCUGUUAUACGACGAAUUUUUGAUCUUUGGCAUCGAGAAUUCAGUGACUGCAAGUUUUUAUGCGAAGUGGAAUUGGCAAACCGAGAAUAUAUUACGAAUCUUGAAGUAUUCGAGAGAACUAUUACAAAGAUGUAUCAUAAGAUAAAGGAGGACCUUUUAAAAUAUUGGUUACCAAAAAUUCAAGCGUUUUUCGUUACGGCACUUCAUCGAGACGAGUUACCACAUCGAAGUUCAGCAAAGUAUCGAAAAUUUUUUAAUUGCGUCGCUGUCAUCAUGGAAGAACAGUUGCGAGGACUUUUUUUGCGUUCGAUAGAUCAGUUUUUCAAUUAUCUUCACAACAAAAACCAAAUGCGUCGUGGCUUCGACAUAAAAAUAAUGGUGCGAAACGAACGGAUAAUAUUCGAUCCAACGUUUAGCAUGUUUGUGGAAACAUUUUCGACGAUAUUAAAUUUUUUGCGAGACUCUAUCAAUGUGUUUCCACGCAUUGAAACACUGUUGAAUGAAACCUUUGAUCUUAAUAAAAAAUUACUCCAGCCGUAUAUACCGGUAGAAUUUUUGAACAAGUGCAAAGAAGACAUCGAGCAGCUGAUCGAGAGGGAAAAGGUUGGCCCGAUCGAGCAUUUAAAAAGAUUUGAAAAGUAUGAGAAUUUUAUAAUCGAAUUGGAAUCGAGUAAAGUCGAAGAAUUUAAAAAACUCGAUACCUCGGAAAACUUCGAUAAAUAUCACGAUCUGAUAGACUAUUACGAUCGUUUGUCCCGCGAUGUGACAAUCGAAUAUACCGAAACUUACUACGCUGGAUUUUUCAUUCUACGCCGUAAAGAUAUUGUUAAAUAUAUAUCAAUGGCGGCGCAAAAAUUUAAAAAUAUGCUGAUCACCAAAAUGAUCAGCGAGUAUCAGCAAAAAUCUCGAGCAGUGGGAAAUGAAUAUCAACGAAUCGUGGACCGUGCGUUAACCGUUCCAGCGAACACGAAGGAAUUGGUGGAGCUGCGAAAAUUCAUACACACCACGGAGACAGAAACUAUUUUCGAGUUGGAAACUCGAUUAAGAGAAAUUAUUAAAUAUAUCGUUAUGCUGUCGGAUUACUCCCUCUUAAGCGCUGUCGAGCUUAAACUUAAUAAUUUCGCUUUUCAAUGGUUCGACAAGCUGCCGAAUAUUUUCGAGAAGCACAAAACGAUAGUAGCGAGCAAAAUUGGAGAAUUUCAAAAUACUCUUAAGAGGAAAAUCGAGCAGUUUACUCGGGAUCUCGAGCUGUACGCGAAAUAUUGCAACGAGUUACAGUAUUGGGGCAACAUAGACGAGAUAUUUCGAUACAGGGACAAAGCUAUAUAUUUGGAAAACAAAUUGAUCAUGGCGAUGGAUACGAUCGAUGAAUUUAACGAGGAAGAGGAACUGUUCGGUUGGGAAUUGUCCCAAUAUCCUUUGCGGAAAGCAACAGCCGACAAAUUGAUGCCAUUUAAAAGAUUGUACGAUAUAUCUUGCGACUUUUUAAACAACUACGAAAAAUGGAUGAAUUCGGUGAUAGGUUCUUACGAGCCGGAUGAGAUCGACAUGGAAACAGGAACCGCUUUUCGUACAAUCUACAGAUUGGAAAAGAUUAUACAAGAACCGAUAGCGAAAAGUCUCGCUGAAACCGUGCGGUUAAAGAUAGAGGAAUUCAAAGAGUACAUGCCUAUUAUAUUCACUCUUGGAAAUACCUCUAUGAAGAGCCGUCACUGGGAACAGGUGUCGGAAAUUGUCGGCUUUCCUAUAAAGAUCGAUGAGACGAUGACACUUGCCAAGAUUCUCGAUUUCAACUUGAUGGACUACGUCGCGAAAUUCGAAGCAAUAGCGGAAGCAGCCACGAAGGAAGGCACAUUGGAAAAAGCAUUGGAACGGAUGCUUCAUGAUUGGGAAGAGAUCUCAUUCACUGUUAAUCCUUAUCGCGAUACCGGCACCUAUGUAAUCGCCAGCGUAGACGAUAUACAAAUACUCUUGGACGAUCACUUGAUCAAGACUCAAACGAUGAAGAAUUCUCUUUAUAUCAAACCGUUCGAAAAAGAGACACUAGAAUGGGAGGCCAAACUGUUAUUGUUACAAAGCAUCAUGGAUUAUUGGUUAGUAGUACAAUCAACGUGGAUGUAUCUGGAACCGAUAUAUACAUCGCCCGAUAUUCAAAAGCAAAUGCCAGAGGAAAGCCGACGUUUCAGCGCUGUGGACAAAAUUUGGAGGGAAAUUAUGUCAAUUGUAGUGCAAGAUCCUCGAGUUUUGUCAGUCAUUAAAAUCGAAAAAAUGCUGGAAAAAUUUAAGAAAUGUACAAACUUGCUAGAUUUAAUACAGAAAGGACUUACCGCCUACUUGGAAAAAAAAAGAUUGUACUUUCCACGAUUCUUUUUCUUGUCGAAUGAUGAACUCUUGGAGAUAUUAUCGGAAACGAAAGAUCCCACCAGAGUGCAACCGCAUUUAAAGAAAUGCUUCGAAGGAAUUGCAGAAGUACAGUUCACCGAGUAUGAUUUUAUAAUAACAGCUAUGAGAUCCUCUGAAGGAGAGGAAAUUAUUCUUGAAGUCACUAUUGAUACAAUGGCUGCUCGAGGCCAAGUUGAAAAAUGGUUACUUGAACUUGAAUUUGCUAUGAAGAAGAGCGUUAAAGCGCAGGUAAUUCGAGCAAAGGAUGCGUAUUUAAUAGAGGUUAGGACGCAAUGGGCUUUACAUUGGCCCGGUCAGACUAUUCUCUGUAUCAGUAAACUUUAUUGGACAACCGAAGUGACAGCUGCGCUAUUACAAUCUUUACAAGCUGUGAAAGAUUACAUCGACUUUUGUACACACGAAUUGAACGAAAUAGUAAAAUUAGUACGCGGUAAAUUAACAAAACAGAACCGUGUAACAUUGGAGGCAUUGGUUACAAUGGACGUCCAUAGCCGAGACGUUGUAACUGCAUUGUACGAGAAACAAAUUUCUCAACCGACGAAUUUCCAAUGGUUGGCUCAACUAAGAUACUAUUGGAUAGAAGAUAAUUUAUGGUCAACGAUGAUAAAUACGUCUUUAAAAUACGCGUACGAGUAUCUGGGCAACACAUCUAGGUUAGUCAUAACACCGUUGACCGACAGAUGCUAUCGAACUUUAUUCAGCGCUCUAAGCUUGAAUCUUGGCGGUGCGCCCGAAGGCCCAGCUGGAACUGGAAAGACAGAGACUACUAAGGAUUUAGCUAAGGCUGUAGCCAAGCAGUGUGUCGUAUUUAAUUGUUCCGAGGGUUUGGAUUACAUAGCUUUGGGUAAAUUUUUUAAGGGAUUGGCAAGUACCGGAGCAUGGUCUUGUUUCGACGAAUUUAAUCGGAUCGAUUUGGAAGUAUUGUCGGUGGUGGCACAGCAAAUUUUAACGAUUCAACGAGCCAUUAAUGCUAAACACGAUUCAAUAAUUUUUGAAGGUACAGAGAUCUCGUUAGAUCCCACCUGUGCUGUUUUUAUUACGAUGAAUCCCGGUUAUGCUGGAAGAACCGAGCUUCCUGACAACUUGAAAGCGCUAUUUCGACCAGUUGCAAUGAUGGUGCCAGAUUAUGCUUUAAUCGCGGAAAAUACGUUAUAUUCGUACGGAUUUUACGAGGCACGACCACUCUCAGUAAAGAUCGUAACAGCUUACACGUUAUGCUCGGAACAAUUGUCCAGUCAAAAUCAUUACGAUUAUGGAAUGAGGGCGGUGAAAUCCGUUCUGAUAGCUGCUGGUAAUUUAAAAAUAAAAUAUCCGGAUGUGGAUGAGAAUAUUUUAAUACUGCGCAGUAUCAAAGACGUCAAUUUACCCAAGUUUCUUAGCGAAGACUUGCCAUUAUUCAACGGUAUCACAUCCGAUCUAUUUCCUGGUGUGAUACUUCCAGAGGCAGAUUAUACUGAUUUGAAUUCGUGCAUCUUCGACGCUUGUACAAUGUCCAAUUUGCAAUGUACACCAUGGUUUUUAGAAAAGAUACAUCAAAUUUUCGAGAUGAUGAUCGUUCGUCACGGAUUUAUGAUUGUCGGCUUUCCAUUCGCUGCAAAAACAGCGGCAUAUAAGAUUUUAGCUAGUGCAUUAACUCUUUGCGAGGAGAGGAAUUUAAUGGACGAACGUAAAGUAGAGACUUUCGUGAUGAAUCCCAAAGCAAUUACGUUGGGUCAAUUGUACGGAUUCAGUAAAGAUUUCGAUGUAUGUAUGGAAGAAGUUGUUAUGGGUACGUUAGAUGUGUACAAAGAAAGUCUAGCUAAUCUUUUACCAACUCCAGCCAAGUGUCAUUAUGUCUUCAAUCUUCGUGAUUUUUCCAAAGUGAUACAGGGCGUGCUAUUGUCAGUCCCAGAAACUACACCAACUAUAUCCUGCAUGAGGAGACUUUGGGUUCACGAGAUACUUCGAGUGUUUGGAGAUCGUUUAAUAGAUCAAAUUGAUAUUUCUUGGCUUGUGAAACAAAUACGCGUUACUCUAACGAAUCGAAUGCUCGUGGAUAUGGAUGAAUUGUUUGAAGAUCUUAUCAUUUCACGCGACAAACCUGAAUUAAUCACCGACUUAGAACUUCGGAAUUUAAUAUGUUGCGAUUUUGCGGACACGAAAGCGGAGAUACGACUUUAUCAAGAGGUUAAGAAUCUCGAAGAGUUGCGAGAAGUAGUAGAAAAUUAUUUGUCUGAAUACAAUACAGUAUCAAGAAAGCCAAUGAAUUUAGUCUUAUUUCGAUACGCUGUCGAACAUUUGUCACGAAUUUGCCGUAUUAUCAAACAACCACGAAGUCACGGGCUUCUUGUCGGAGUUGGAGGUACAGGAAGGCAAUCGUUAACUAGGUUAGCUUCACAUAUAUGCGAUUAUGAGGUUUUCCAAGUUGAAGUCGCUCAACAAUACGGAAUGGCCGCAUGGCACGAGGAUGUAAAAGCAAUUUUAAGACGCGCCACUGCCACUGAUCUUCAUUCUACCUUUCUCUUUUCCGAUACCCAAAUUAAAGAGGAAAGUUUCCUCGAAGAUAUCAGUAAUUUGCUCAAUUCCGGAGAGAUACCGAACAUAUUUAACAUCGAUGAACUAGCAGAAAUAUACGAACAAAUGAAACAAAUUGAUAGACAGCGGGAUCGAGCACUACAAACGGAUGGAAGCGCGGUGGCUCUGUUCAAUCUUUUUGUUGAGAUAACACGCGAUCAACUCCACAUCGUGAUAGUAAUGUCUCCUAUAGGAACUAAUUUCCGCAAUAGAAUCAGAAAAUUUCCGGCAUUAGUGAAUUGUUGUACCAUCGAUUGGCUUCAGCCAUGGCCGCCAGAUGCGCUACUAGCAGUUGCAACUAGAUUUUUAUCAGCGAUAGAACUUACGGAUAAUGAAAGAAGCGCUGGUAUCGAUAUGUGUCAAUACUUUCACGUUUCCACCGAAAAUUUGAGCAUAGAAUUCUUAAAUCGGUUAGACAGAUCGGUUUAUGUUACUCCAACUUCAUAUCUUGAAAUGAUAAAUACAUUUAAGUAUUUGUUAGCUAAAAAACGAGAGGAAAUAAUGAACGCGAAAAAUCGAUACGAACGUGGUUUAGAACAGUUAGACGAUGCGCAAAAACAAGUCGUAAUGAUGCAAGAUAUGCUUAAGUUAUUACAACCGCAACUAAUAACCGCCACUCAAGACGUUGAAAGGAUGUUGCUUGAGGUUGAAAAAGAAAGUCACGAUGUUGAAGAAUUUGAGAAAAUUGUAAAAAUUGAUGAAGCUGCAGCCUUGGUUUAUGCAAAUGAAGCGGCCGCAAUUAAAGCUGAAUGUGAUGCCGACUUAGCUCAAGCGUUGCCGAUUCUAAGACGUGCACAAAGCGCUUUGGAUACUCUGACAACAGCCGAUAUUGCCAUAGUAAGAGCAAUGAAGAAACCACCAGGAGGAGUGAGAUUAAUCCUCGAAAGCGUCUGUGUCCUCAAGCAAAUCAAACCAGAGCGAGUUCAACAACCUGACGGUACAUUUAUCGAAGAUUAUUGGAGGUCGUCCUUGAGAAUGUUGAGCGAUGCAAGAUUUCUCGAUUCGUUGCUCAAUUUUGACAAGGAUAAUAUCCCUGAUCAUGUGAUUGAAAGAAUCCGAAAACAAUACUUGACCAAUCCGGAUUUUGAUCCUGAAAAAAUAAAGAAAGUAUCCACGGCAUGCGAGGGAUUAUGUCGAUGGGUGUUUGCAAUGUCUGAAUACGAUAUAGUGACGAAAAUGGUUGCUCCCAAGAGAAAAGCUCUGGCACAGGCCCAGAGCGUUUACGACAAAGCCAUGGAAACUUUGGAAGCGAAACAAAAACAACUUCGACAAGUACAGGAAAAAUUAAAAAUAUUGGAAAAUCUUUUGGAAGAAAGGAGAGCAGCUUUUCAAGAAAUGUCCGACAAAGUAACGGAUUGCGAAACAAAAUUAAAACGUGCGGAAGAUUUAAUCGGAGGAUUGGGCGGAGAAUACAUGCGUUGGUAUGAAACCGCAAUAGCUUUGGGAGAAAGAUAUCAUCGAUUAAUGGGUGAUAUUAUAAUUGCUUCUGGUGUGGUUGCAUAUUUGGGUCCUUUCACAAUGCCCUUUCGAAUUCAACAAAUUAUUCUAUGGGUGGAACGAUGUACUAAUUUACAAGUGAUUUGCACUUCAGAUUUUCAGCUACGUGAUAUACUUGGAGAUCCAGCUUUAAUCAGAUCUUGGAAUAUUUUUGGACUUCCAAAUGAUGCAUUUUCCAUCGACAAUGGCAUUAUUAUUAAAAAUUCAAGAAGGUGGCCACUGAUAAUAGAUCCUCAAGGUCAAGCCAAUAGAUGGAUAAAAAACAUGGAAAAGGAGAAUAAUUUGAAUAUCAUUCGGUUAACUCAAGCUGAUUACGGACGAGCAUUAGAAAAUGCAUUGCAAUUUGGACAACCAGUACUCCUAGAGCAUAUUGGCGAAGAAUUGGAUGCUAUACUUGAACCUAUAUUACUUAAGGAAACAUUUAGACAAGCUGGUGCAAUCUGUAUAAAAUUUGGUGAUGCGAUUAUUGAAUACAAUGAUAACUUUAGACUCUAUAUCACUACGAGAUUAAGAAAUCCACAUUAUCUACCAGAAAUAGCAGUUAAAGUAACACUAUUGAAUUUCAUGAUAACACCAACAGGAUUAGAAGAUCAAUUAUUGGGUAUUGUCGUAGCAAAGGAAAGACCAGAUUUGGAAUCGGAAAAGAACAUUUUGAUUGUGCAAGGAGCCGCGAACAAGAAAUUGUUAAAAGAAACGGAAGACAAAAUUUUGGAAGUAUUAUCUGCAGCUGAAGGUAAUAUAUUAGAGGAUGAAGAAGCGAUAAACAUUUUAACAUCGUCUAAAAAUUUAAGUGACGAAAUUCAAGUAAAACAAAUGGUAGCUGAACAGACAGAAAAGUCAAUCGACAAAGCUAGAUUGGAAUACACACCUAUCGCAAUAUAUUCAACUGUAUUAUUUUUUACCACUGCUAUGUUAAUAAAUAUAGAUCCAAUGUAUCAAUAUUCAUUAUCAUGGUUCGUAAAUUUAUUCGAAUUGGCUAUUGAUCAUACAGAACCAGCGGACACUGUUGAAAAUCGACUAAAAGAUCUUACAAAAUAUUUCACCUAUUCUCUUUACGCAAAUGUUUGUAGAUCUUUAUUCGAGAAAGAUAAACUAUUGUUUUCCUUCUUAUUGACGAUCAAUUUGCUACAGCAACGAGGACAAAUUUCUCAAGCACAUUGGGGAUUUUUACUAUCGGGUGGACUCGCUAUCGAAAACCCAUAUGUAAAUCCAACAACAUGGCUACCGACUAAACAAUGGAAUGAAUUAUGUAAUCUUGAUGAUGUCGAGAAUUUUUUGGGUAUUCGAAUAACAUUUACUGAACAUACUAGAGAGUGGAAAGAAUUAUUCGACUCUAGAGAACCGCAAAAUGCGGACAUUCCUUACCCAUUUCACGAUGUUAAUCUAUUUAAAAGAUUAUUGAUAUUAAGAUGCAUUCGUCCUGAUAAGAUCAUUCCCGCAGUGCAAAAUUUUGUAUCAGAUGAACUUGGCGAACAAUUUAUUAUACCGCCACCAUUCGAUUUGGCCUCGUCUUACGCUGAUUCGAACAGUUGCAUUCCAUUGAUAUUCAUAUUAACACCUGGUACAGAUCCAGCGCAAUUAUUACUCUCGUUUGCAAAUGAACAAGGUUACGGCGUGAGUCGUCUUUUUUACAUUUCUCUUGGUCAAGGACAAGGACCAAUUGCCGAGGAAAUGAUUCAAUCAGCCGUCAUUGUUGGUAAUUGGAUCGUUUUGCAAAACUGUCAUUUAGCAAUUAGUUGGAUGGCAACUUUGGAAAAAAUUUGCGAAGGCUUUAUGCCAGAUACGAUCCAUCCAGAAUUUCGUUUGUGGUUGACGAGUUAUCCGUCGGAACAUUUCCCCUCAUUGGUUUUGGAAAGCAGUAUAAAAAUGACCAACGAACCACCUAAAGGUCUAAGGGCUAAUAUUAUUAGAUCGUACUUGAGUGAUCCAAUCAGCGAUCCGGACUUUUUCGAAUCUUGCUUACAAACCGAGUACUUCAAAAAACUUCUUUAUUCCUUGUGUUUCUUCCACGCUGUGAUUCAAGAGAGAAGAAAUUUUGGUCCGAUUGGUUGGAAUAUUAUGUAUGAAUUCAACGAGACCGAUCUUCGAAUCAGCGUUUUACAAUUACACCUUUUUCUCAAUGAAUUCCCGGAUGUGAGAUUUGAUGCACUCAAAUAUUUGACCGGAGAAUGCAACUAUGGUGGAAGAGUAACGGAUAGUUGGGACCGCAGAACUUUAACUACCCUUUUGACGAAAUUUUAUUGCGAGAGGCUGCUUAUUGAGAAGCGUUAUUAUUUCGACGAUACCUCAACGAUUUAUUAUUGUCCAGUUGUAAGGGAAUAUGAAGCUUUCUUGGAAUACACAAGGAAUUUACCUUUAAUUACGCCACCAAGUGUCUUUGGUAUGAAUGAUAAUGCGGAUAUUAUUAAAGAACAACAAGAAACGGAUCUUUUAUUCUCGUCACUUCUAUUAACUCAGGAUCGUUUGGAUCUCUGGCAAUUAAAACAGGAAAGAAUUAAAACCGGAACAGGAGAAGACAUAAAUAAUGAAAUAGUGCUUAGAAUGGCGAAUGAUAUUUUAAAAAAAUUACCGGAAGAUUUUAAUAUUGCAGCAGCGCUCAGAAGAUAUCCAAUGUCUUAUAGACAGAGUAUGAAUACUGUAUUAGUACAAGAAAUGGGAAGAUUUAAUAAACUUCUUGGCUAUAUGAGAAUGAGCUUGGAAAAUAUCAUAAAAGCUAUAAAAGGUCUUGUCAUUAUGUCAUUUGAACUAGAAGAUGUUUAUGACGCAAUUUUAACUAACAAAAUACCUUGUUUAUGGAAACAAUAUUCAUAUCCAUCUUUAAAACCACUUGGUAGUUACGUACUUGAUUUAUUAAAUCGCAUAAUUUUUCUUGAAGAAUGGUAUGAAAAAGGACCACCGGUUAUUUUUUGGAUGUCAGGAUUCUUUUUUACUCAAGCAUUUCUAACAGGAAGUAGACAAAAUUAUGCUAGAAAAUAUCAAAUUCCUAUAGAUCUCUUGGUUUUUGAUUAUCUCGUAUUAAAAUACGAAAGAGCACCCUCGGUUCCUCCUGAUGAUGGAGUAUACAUAUAUGGAUUGUUUUUAGAUGGCGCUAGAUUUAAUAGAGAAAAAAUGAUUUUAGAUGAAAGUUUUCCAAAAGUACUUUACGAACCUAUGCUUCCUAUGUGGUUUAUACCUAUAAAAAAAGAAGAUAUAAAAGAAAGAGCAAUAUAUACAUGUCCUGUAUAUAAAACUUCUGAAAGACGAGGAGUUUUAUCUACCACUGGACAUUCAACAAAUUUUGUUAUCGCUGUAUCUUUACCUACAAUAAAAUCAUCAGAACAUUGGAUCUUGAGAGGAGUAGCACUACUUUGUCAACUUUCUGAAUAAAUUUUUCAUUUUUUUCUUAGAUUUUUCUUAAU
Apis florea (little honeybee) is the source of this 10406-nucleotide messenger RNA. RefSeq names its product dynein axonemal heavy chain 7. NCBI's taxonomy places the organism in Eukaryota, Metazoa, Arthropoda, Insecta, Hymenoptera, Apidae. Gene Ontology annotation, molecular function: dynein light intermediate chain binding; ATP hydrolysis activity; ATP binding. Gene Ontology annotation, cellular component: dynein complex. The record is from RefSeq and is a predicted model, not a curated record. Gene Ontology annotation, biological process: microtubule-based movement.